Nilaparvata lugens (brown planthopper) is the source of this 4637-nucleotide messenger RNA. RefSeq lists its product as uncharacterized. Gene Ontology annotation, cellular component: amphisome; aggresome. The transcript has 10 exons. Gene Ontology annotation, molecular function: protein kinase C binding; K63-linked polyubiquitin modification-dependent protein binding. Lineage: Eukaryota; Metazoa; Arthropoda; Insecta; Hemiptera; Delphacidae. Gene Ontology annotation, biological process: endosome organization; aggrephagy; mitophagy. The record is from RefSeq and is a predicted model, not a curated record. The coding region runs from base 671 to 2833 and encodes 720 amino acids.
AUUGGGGUCAUGUAAAAAGCAUUGGUUAGAUAAGCGUUUGAUUACAAGUUUCCAUUCUGUAUAAUAUAUCUAUUCUGUGUCUGAACCAACUACUUGUAUUAGAUCGACUGGUAACGUUUUUCUAUAAAUGGAACCAAAUGCAGUCAGCCGCUUGGUCACUGUAUACAUACAGUAUAGAAACUUGGCUAGUACCCUGACGCUAAAAUCCGCCAUCUUGUUAGGAAGCGCCGCAUUGUAAUAGUAUUGAUGGUAGGUUCGGAUCACUUUAAUGAUCUGGAUCAAUUGAUCUGGUUCACUGCUACGAGCCAAUCAGAAGACCAGGAUUAGAACUUCCCAAGGUCACGUGACGUGUUUAGUAUUGGCGUCAUGUAAAAAGCAUUGGUUAGAUAGCCGAUUGAUUACAAGUUUCCAUUCUGUAUAUUCUGUUGUUCUGGUUCUGAGGCUGAGGUCUGAGUGACUGUCACUUUACCUUAUUUUGUUGUUACAUGUGAUGCAAUAUUACAUGUUAAUGCAAACCUGGUUAUAAAUAUUGUGAAUCCUUUGUUGUUUACUAGUUCUUUGCAGUUUUUCGGCUUAGUCGCACCGUUAGUAAGCUGUAUUCAGGUACCUAGGCCUACUACUUACAACAAAUAAAGUUCAUUAGAUCAAAGUAGGAGUGCAAUUUGUGAAGAUGGCGAACACAGUGCCAUUCAAGAUCUACUUGGAGGAGGCGGAUGGAUCGAUCGAGAUCCGUCGCUUCUGCGUCGACAGGCAUGUGUUCAUGAGCGGCAUGUUGAGUUUUGACGAGGUGCGAGACAAGAUCAUCAAGCUCUACCCCUCACUGCUCGACCGACAGUUCACUAUCCAUUGGAAGGAUGAUGAGGAAGACAACAUUGCUGUGAAUUGUGAUGAUGAGUUCAGUAUUGCAAUCACGACAAUCAAGAAAUCGUGGAUGGGAGAUAUGACUGUGAGACUCUAUGUUAUUCUGGACAACAUCCAACAGGCUGUUUCAGUGGAGACUAGUACUGAAGAGGAAGGCACUGCUGCCAAGGUCAUCCGUUAUACGCCAGAGGAGUUGAAAUCUAUGAAUACUCCUCAUCGUACCGCCAAUAACGACUCCGACUCGAGCAGCAGCAGCGAGAAAGAGGGGGCAGCGAUUGCUGAUGCCUCGCCAAACCUCGGCCAACCUCGGCCAACCUCGACCUUGUUCAGCCCGGGCUCGCUGGCAGGCCUCGUCUGUCACUUGUGCCAGUGCUCGCUCGACGGUCGCCUGCUCUACAAGUGUGUCACAUGUCCCAGCUACAAUCUGUGCGCCAAUUGUGUCACGCAUGCGCACUACGAACACGCCAUGCUCAGAAUUCCAUCACAGCAGGCGUUGUCGCGCAGCGGCAUCUUUGUAGUCGACCGUCUCAACGAUCUGGCGCGCCGUCAAAGUGUGACCAGCCGGUUUGACUUUUCGGCACUGAUUCUGCCAAUAGCCGACAACUACGAAGCGUCGCCCUUUCGCAAGAUGCGGGACGCUGUCGAAGUGAAGACUGCCACCAAGUCUGGCUGCGGGUCGGCGUCAUCAACGGCCUCUGUCAGUCGAAAGAUGACCAGGGUGUCGUUGCCUGGGUGUGACGCGUCGCCAGUGGGCGUCAGCUAUCGGCCAACUGUCAGUGAUGGCGGCGAGGGCGCAGCUAAAGGAAAAGAAGAGCAGAAGGAGAAAGAGAAGAAAUGCAAGAAAGAGAAGAAAGAAGAGAAGAAGAGAGAGAAGAAGGAAAGGAAAGAAAAGAAGUUGAAGCGAUCCCGCAGUUGCAGAGUCGAGAGGGAUGAUCUUGAUGUAUUGCAGCUAUUCGACGAGAUUAUGACCAGUUUGAUUGUUGCACGUCCUAGUUUGAGGGAUGAUCAGUCUGGUUAUGGCAUUAGUACUGACCUAAUCAAACAAAUUCUCAACAGAAUGGAUGAUGUGCAGCCUGGUUCUCGGCGCGCUGAUGUCGCCAGCGGUAUAGUAUCUGAUUUGCUGUCCAGUCUCAACAUUUGCAGUUCGUCAGGGGCAUCAAGUUCCAGCGAAACUGAAGAGAGCCAACCGAAGCGAGAGACUAGGAAGCGCAAAGUUUGUGAUUCUAAGUCACAUGCUUCCAAAGUGGCCGCCGACAAUUCGGGAGCUGCCAAAGUGGCUGUUGACAAUAUGGGAGCUGCCAAAGUGGCCGCCGACAAUUCGGGAGCUGCCAAAGUGGCCGUUGACAAUAUGGGAGCUGCCAAAGUGGCCGUUGACAAUUCGGGUGCUGUCAAAAUGGCCGCCGACAAUUCGGGAGCUGCCAAAGUGGCCGUUGACAAUUCGGGUGCUCUCAAAGUUGCCGAUGUCAAUUCGAGCGCUGCCAAAGUCGCCGGCAACAACUCUCUUCUGGCUGAAAAACCGUUCCCAACUCUGACUCAGGUCCGGUUUGAAGAUGACGGGAUUCGUGUGACUGCCGUGCCAGAGGAGAGGCUGGAGGAGGUUGUCACCUCCUGCUCAUCGCCAUCUGCCGACGAGCUUGACUGGAUGUUUGUGGGUCCGAAACCGACUGGAGCCAUUCCAAAACAGACUUCCCCUUCCGUAUACCCGAGCCCUAGCCAGAUUCCUCAGAUGGAGCCGACUGUGGCCCCGCCCCCGCCACAGCCAACGGUCACUGCAGCUCUAGGUCAAGGCCAGAAAGCGCCGCUGACUGAGAAGCAGGAACGAGUACACUCGGCCCUGAACAAGAUGCUCGCCAUGGGUUUUAGCAACGAGGGCGGAUGGCUGGAGAACAUUCUCGAUCAGCAAGACGCUAGCAUUGAACGCGUUCUCGAGAUGCUGCUGCCCCCAUCAGUUGUCGGACGUGUUGUUGAUUAAAUCGUCAAUCAAUCACUCAUUGAUGAAACGAUUCUAUCAUAAAUAUUUACAACCUAAUCAUCUUUACUUUAUUAUUGGAUUCUAUUGAAACUGAAACCAAGCAGAUCUAACUUAACAAUGUCUACUGGAACCAGAAUCAUCUAUUAUUGUAUGCCAAGUUCUAUUCUGACGUAAUUCAAACCACAUGGAUUGGUUCGUAAAUUCUGCUCUUGUUGUCAUCAUUCUUCGUACAAAGAUUGAUCAAAUCUCUGAUCAAUAACUGUUGAAGAAACACUCAAAAUCAGAAAUAUUAAUAAUUCCACAUUAUAAAUAUUAUCAGAUUCAACAGUUUAAGCCAAUUAUCAAUGUACGUGUCCAAUACAGUGAACAUAUUAAUGGAACUAUUCCCACUCAGCCCGGCCGAAUAGUCCCAUCAAAACUUGAGGGAUUGAUAUCAUCAAUAUGAUUAGAAUAGAAUCAAGAAUAAUUAUUAUUGAUUGUCAGAAUCCGCUUUUCAUUCCUGCAAAAUCAAAAUAAUUUUUUUUGUAAAAUCUUCAAAGUUGUUGAUCAGAACGUUUAUAGUUAGCUGUUCUAUUUCUAGUUGUAUUUUUUAUUUGGCAGUUAAUGAGAAUUCAUUAUCAAUAAUUGAUUGUUAAAUCAGUUCUAUUAUUUUGAAUACUAUAUUUAUCUACUGUGAGGUGUACUAUUAUGUUUUAUCCUUAUAACUUGAAGCUGUUUUGAAUAGCCUAAGUUAGUAUCUAUAGAGAUUAGCAAAUCUCGACUUAAUCUUUUAUAAUUUGUUUAUCAGAUCGAUUUAUCAAAUAUCGAAUUUGUGUGUUGUACCAUACGAAAAACAUUCACAUUUUCAUGUUUUCUCUACGGUUGUAGCUUACUCAUUUAAUUAUAUCAAAAUUGUUGAUAAAUCUACGUAACUUUCUCAUUUUAUCUGUGUAACAUGAAGUUUUGACAUCAAUCAUGUCAUAUAUUUUCAUCGUGCACUUUUUAACGAUAUCUGAAGUUGAAGAACCUCCUAUUAAACAAUCUUACAUUUAAGUAUUAAACAAUCAAAAUAUUAAACAAUCUUACUUUAAGAUUGUUCACAGAGAAAAUUCGAGUUACCGUACUCAUUCCACUCUGAUUCUUUUCUUUCAUAUCCAAUUUUUAUAUUCUAAUAGUUGACUUCGUGCACUUCAUUUAAUAUGAAGUGUAUUGAUAAAUUUUCACAUCCAAUACCGACACACAAGCUAGUGUGCAAUCAUGUGAAAGUCUUCUACUGAAAAAUUAUAUUAUUGUAAGUACUUAUUCUUCUUAGUUCUGAUUAGAUCAAGAAUUUCUUAUCAAUUCGCGAAAAUAGAAUAUUCUCCUUCACUGAAUAUUGUAAUCAUAAGUCGAUGUGUGUAGAAGUUGAUAAGAAGUAAAUAAAUGAUUGAAAUAAAUGAAGUAAAUAUCAAGUGGCUUGAAUAAAAAAUGAUUGAAAAAUAAAUGAACAGUGGAAACUAUUUUAUUUUUGUGAAUUAGAUCAUAACAUGCAGUGAGUUUUAUUUUUCCCGUUAUUUCUAGAUACAUAAUCAUUUUUCCCUUUCCUAGGUACAUAAUCAUUUAAAUUUACAUUUCUUCAUUGUAGUCAACUGCAAUAGAUGUUUCUAUAAUUUUAUUUGCUAUGUUGCUUUGUUCAUUAAUUUCUUUAGUUUAUUUCGUGAAAUAUUGUAAUUGAUUAAAAUAUGGUGCAUUUGAUAUAAUGGUAUAUCGGUGUAAUAUGAUUAUAGUUUAAUGGUAUCGGUGUUUUGAAAUCCUAUUGUGAAAAAUAAAGCUAUAUGCCAGUUGA